Molecule: messenger RNA, 1354 nt
Organism: Nasonia vitripennis (jewel wasp)
Lineage: Eukaryota; Metazoa; Arthropoda; Insecta; Hymenoptera; Pteromalidae
Exons: 2
Coding region: 827-1168 (113 amino acids)
Source: RefSeq, a predicted model, not a curated record
UACAAAAUAGAUCGGACUCUACUGGUAUGGAUAGGGGCUAUAUACAAAUAACUCCGUAUAGGGGUAGCGAAGCCCCUUAAAUACCCGGGGCUGCCGCUCUCUCCAAUGCUAUAUGCGCGCACACGCUAGGUAGAAUUUUACAUAUAGUUUCGUAUUGUACGUUACUUACCGAUGUUGGUAAGUUAUCCAUUGCCGCUCUCUUAUCUACAGGCAUAGCCGCCGUCUCAAAGUCAUGUGGUUGUUCUCUGUACUUUUUCGCUUUUUUCACUCAUAGACAACUUUUGAUUCUAACAAUCAUUUUCAACUCACAGCUCAAAUUGAAGCUUUUUUCUAGUAUUUUGAUCCUAGUAAUAAGGAUUUUCCAUGUGAAAAGGAACAAUGGCUAUUUUUAACAUGAAUUGAAUGGUUCAGAAGGUAUGCCGAGACCGUUUUUGCAGGAUCAUUAUAUUUUUCUAGUAUUUUUAAUGCACUGUUGAACAAGAAAUUUAAACGAUCUGGACGAGCUAAUUGAAUGUUUUUUCUAGAUUUUCUAAUAUACCCAAAAGAAUCUUCAAGUUCACUUGUAUUUAGAAUAAAACAUUUACCUAUAGGAUUGAUUUUCUUGUUCACUGACAUUCAUUGACAUGUUAUGUAAUUAGUAAUAUUCAUUUUCUGAUUACGCCUCCAAAUAUUGAUUACACGAUAUUGACCAGUGACUAGUUUUCGUUCAUUUCCCUCACGUUACUAUAGUAUAUUUUUCUAUUUUUGUACAUAAUUUGUUUUUUGCACCAGCGAUGGUGAUUGUCUGAGAGUCGUUGCCCAAUGCGUAAAGUUAUUUGAGUUUAUUAUGUUGAUCCUCAGUCAAGAAGAACUUGUUAAAAGCAUCAUUCAGAUUGGAAUACACAUGACAAUGUCUAAUUGUUAUAUAGAAGAGAUGCGCGCAGUAUGGUACUACUUAGCAAAUUUGCUUGCUGUUAUAGAAGCCUUUGAUGUUCUGUGCGUAGAGCCAUUGAUUUUGCAAAAAAACCAAAUAGGAAGCCAAACCGUAAAAAAUAUUUUUUUAGAUAUCAAAAAAUGGUCGCCCAGUAUAUGGAACGUCAUUGAUAUUUACAAUAAUCACGAUACGAAUACGUUGUUAACGUCUAAAGAUAUUAAAAUUGUUUCUUUUAUGUGGAGAAUUUUCGUUUAAGCCUGUUUGCCCAUGUUUGCCGUCUAUUUUAUCAUUAUUUACAAAAUUUAUCGAAAUCGAUCACAGUUCCUCUUCGAUCUUUCCUCAAGGAAUUUCCAGGCUAAGAAAUGCUUUUUUAUUUAUAUUUUGGCAAAAAUGCGGAAAACAAUACUUUCCAAUAAACUUUUGACUAUGACCAUCCUUGAA